UAUAAAAUAUACUUAGAACCCGGAUGUGUCAUGGUGCAUAUUGGAGUGUCUAAAUGAUUCCGCUUCAAUUUAAUUUUUAAAAAGAUCUCGGUGUAGUAGAGAUAAUAAAAAUUGUUUAAGCAUUAAUGGUAAUGCAUGCAAGGAAACUCCCAAGACUCAAUGAUGGGUACAUCGACAGAAAUCAAGCCCAUCAGUAUGAGGGUAAUGGAAAAUAUUCAGCCAAACCUAAUUUUACUGAACGAUAUAAUGACCGCAUCAGAGAAUCUCCUACAACUAGUAAUAGUAGUAAUUAUGGAAAGACUGAAAGCCCAGAUACAAAAAAUAGUCCACGUUGUCAUAAUAAAUCUGUAUAUUCUCAGCGAAGUAAAGAAAGGGAGCAUCAUGAAACUGUUCCAAGCAAAUCUCCUCUUCAAAGAGAUCGUAUUGUCAAAACUGGUGGAAAUGGAAAAGAUCAACAACUAUCUGCUGUCCGAAGAAAUACUGAGAGUACUGGAAGUACUCAUAGGACUAAUCAUGAUCGGAGUCAUUCAGAGGAUAAAGAGAAGAGAAUUCAAGUGGGUGAUUGGUCAGAACACAUUAGUUCAUCUGGAAAAAAAUACUAUUACAAUUGUAAAACAGAAGUUUCUCAGUGGGAAAAGCCAAAAGAGUGGAUUGAUUGGGAGAAUUUACUUAAAGAUUAUAUAAUAACUAGGGGCAAAACUCCAGGUUGCCUACAGCAGCUCAUCUCCCUAUUCUUUUUACCACUUGUUCCCAUAUCAGAAAAACAUUCCACAACAAGUACAGAUCGAUCAUCUCAUGCUUAUCAGCAUCAGCAGCAGCAGCAGCAGCAGCAACAACAACAAACAGCUAAAAUUCAUAAUGAACAUGCCCAUCCAACUUCUAUUACAAAUAAAGUUAUUACUUCGUCAGUUAGAAGUACAGACCUCGCAGAAAAAGUUGAACUUCAUCCUGUUUUGGGAGAAAAAUGUGAUCGAUUUAAGAGAACGGAGAGUAGACGGGGAAGUGAAGCUUCCCAAACACAUGACAUGGAUAUAUCACCAGGGAGUGGUGAUACUCCAACAAGUAAUUUACCAGAAGUUUAUCAACCAGUGACUGUUUCUCAUUCAUCACAUCUACCUAAUCAAACAACUCCUCAAAUUUCUCAAACUCAAUUAUUAUCUCCAUCACAAGUUACACUAGCAAAUCUUCCAAGAUUAAUAUCUCAGCUUGCAGGAACCAAAGGUCUACCAAAUCUAUCUGAAUUAUCACCUCAAGAUGCACUUAGAACAAUUCAGCAAGCUUUACAAUUAACAAAGCAAGUAACAAGUUUAGCACAGUCAGGCAAUGUUAGUCGUUCUCCUCAUGCAUCAGUGACACCAUCAGAAAAUGCAGCACAGAAAUCACAAUCUCCAUCUAUGGUUUCAGGUCAUCUAUCUCAUAAUUCUCUCAUACAAAAUAGUCAUAGUCACACUCCACCAACAAGUCAUAAUUCCAAUUAUCACUCACAGUACCAACAACAUGCACUUCCUCCACCAUCAGUAGAUGGAAAAAUAGAUACUGAAAGAGGUCAUGUUUCUCCAGCUUCAGAUUAUAGUAGUCGUUCAUCUAGGCAUGGUAGUCCAACAUCAAGUAUCAGCAGUUUACAUAGUCUAAGUGGUGGUGGUCCAAGUUCCUUAGUGUCUGCUGUUUUAAAGCCUGUGGUACCAUCAUUACCACCUUCACUGGCAAAUUAUUAUUCUGAAAAUUAUAUUUCCCAUGUGACUGGAUGGCAAGCUGAUCAUGCAGAAAGACAGGUUUGUUUAAUUUUUAAUAUAGAACUUUCUCGGGAUGCAUAUUAUUCUAAGGAUUAUCCCGAUAAAUAUUAUGAACAUAAACGGCACAAUUCACGAGAAAGACAUUUUCAUAGAUCUAGAUCCAGAACAAGAUCUAGAACUUAUUCAAGAUCUAGAUCCCGUUCACGUUCACGAUCUAGAUCUAGAUCUAGAUCACGUCGUUAUUAUCCAGAAUAUCAUUCGCGCUCCAGAAGCAGAUCUUACUCACCAUUACCACCAUCAUCAUUACAUCAUCACCACCACCACCACCAUCAUCAUCAGCCUAGAUCACGUUCCCGCUCAAGAUCAUAUUCCCCUCAUACGCCUUCUGAAAGAAACAGUUCUAAUUUAUCUAGGAAAUAUAGUAAUCAAGAGAAAGGAAAUGUGGAAAUAUUGAGAAAACCAAUAUUGCAAAAUAGACAAGAAGAAUAUUCUGAAAAUCAAGAAUCUAGAAAAUUUUCCAAUAAUUCAAAUAGUCCUGAAUUAGUUAGAAAAUCAUUUCAAGAUAAGAGUGAUUUAGAAAUAUUUAGGAAAACAGAAAUAAAUAGGAAAAGAUCAAUUGAAAUUAAGCCACCUAGUAUCUGUCCAGAAAGAUUUAGCAUGGAAAAGCACAGUUACCCGUCAAUGUAUAAAAUGGCUACAGAUCAAGUCGCACAGGAUAAAUGGAAAUUGCAGAAUCCGUGCUGUGGUUCUUACUUACUUGUCAAGCAUCCACAGCAUUGGAUAAUGUUUUUAAGACAACAAAUUAAAGAAAUAGAAGAUUGGAAAGCACGAAAUACAUUUAUGCCUGAUACUUAGCAUUCUAGGAUUUUUAGUUUGAAAGGGAAAUCCUGGGACAUGAUAGGGAAGUCUCCUUAUGAAAGACUUCAAUGAAAUAUAUUGUGGGUGCUAUUACUGAGGACUCAGUCACCAUCUGCAUGAAUAUUAGAAUUUUCCUCAGUUGAAAUACACUCUGAAACAGUGUCUGACAAAUACAUAUGCCAGUUUUUAGUGCGUUCAUGAGUGUGUUUGUAAGGUGUGUUGAAGAAGAAUUAGUGCAGCUAUAUAGAAACAAUGUUUAAAAAACAAGAAGACAAAAACAAAGGCUGCAGAACUUGACUGAAAUAGCAGUGAGAAAUUAGGAGAACUGAAGUGUUGCAAGUGAUUUCCAUCCUUAAAAAACUGACAGUUAUCAGUCUCCGUUUCGUUUUUAUUUGCCAAGCAGAUUUUGAUGUUUGUUAUGGAUGUCAGUGCCAUCUACAGUCAAUAGUAAUAUUCUAAAACUGAGACUUAUUGGUAAAAAAAAAUGGAAGGAAUAAAAUUAAUGCUUUUUCUGUAGAUUGCAGAAUAAAUGAAUUAUUACAGUUAUUGUUUUCAAGACCUCUCAAGCUUUAAUAUGAAAUAUAAUUAAUUGUACAGAUACAGUAAUGUUUUUUUCACCCUCCCAUAAAAUUUAUCAAAAUUCCAUUUAAAAUUUUUCAACAAAAAUAAUUUGUUAAAUAAUUUCACCUGAUAAUUAUAUAUUUACUAAUUUAUGGACAUAGGAAUUUUUAACAAUCUUUUAAGCUAUUUAAUUUUUUUUCUUUGGAGGAACUUUUAUUCUUUUCAUGUGUCAAAACACAUCUUUUUCUUUUAAAUUUUUUGUUUAUAAAUAGUAAAAUUGGAAAGUAUAAUUUAUGAAGUUUAAAAUUUACAUAAAUUUUAAACUAUAUAUGAAUUUCCAGUAAAUUACUAUGUGUAAAUUCCAUAGGAGGUUCAGUUUUUUUAUUCUGUUUUCAUUAAAUUAAAAUGUGCAUGAAACUGUUGUAAAAUAAAACAAAUUUGUAUUUUCUUGUUAGAAUUUAAUCUUCUGUUUUAAACAUGGACAUCACAUUAGUCUGUACAUUGUUCUUUUGUAAACAAAUUCACUACCAAUAAGCUGGUUUCUCAAAAAGAAAUGAAAGACUAGCAAUGUUUGAUGUCUUUAAUUAACAAUAAUGAUAAUUCUCAUUAACUUCCUGAAAUUAAUAGAGAAUUGUACCUAGUUUACCUACUGUACUUGUCACUUUGUGCAAUACAAGCAUUUGUAAGCAGUGCUUGUGGCCAUUAUUUUCAAUUGUCAUAUCCAAGAUUGUGUACAGGGUUGACAAAUGUUUUUAUGAGAAGAGUGUGAUGUGUGUGUGUAUAGUAAAAACAAAAAAAAAAGUGACAACAGGAUGAGGAAGAAUGACUCAACUAUAAAGGAAAUGGUGUAUUAUAAUAGUUGGUUGGGUGUAAGUAUGCUUGCUUCUGUAUAAUUAAUUUGAUUCAUCUAGCAUUACUAUUGUAAUUUAACUGACUGACUAUACCAGCCAGUUGUGUAAUAUGACCAAAUCUGUGACAAUGACCAAAAUGGAACAUUUAUGUAGUGGGGGGAUUUGAAUGGAAAAAUUAAAAACAGCAAUCUUUAA
Centruroides sculpturatus (bark scorpion) is the source of this 4198-nucleotide messenger RNA. RefSeq names its product WW domain-containing adapter protein with coiled-coil-like. Gene Ontology annotation, molecular function: chromatin binding; RNA polymerase II complex binding. The transcript has 15 exons. The record is from RefSeq and is a predicted model, not a curated record. NCBI's taxonomy places the organism in Eukaryota, Metazoa, Arthropoda, Arachnida, Scorpiones, Buthidae. Bases 126 to 2588 code for a protein of 820 amino acids. Gene Ontology annotation, cellular component: nucleus. Gene Ontology annotation, biological process: positive regulation of TORC1 signaling; regulation of autophagy.